CUUGCUAUGCACAUUUCAUAACAUUUAGUACAAUUUAUGGUGAAUGCCAAUUGCGUAUUCCCGCCUGUUUUAAAAUCGAUUGACAGCGUCUGCGAAUAUUUCCACUGAGCUUGCAAAAAACAUUGUAAAUUCUUUUAAAAUAAUAUAUAAAUUACAAUAUGCCAGGAAUAGCUCCAUUAUCCACUGGCGUUAUAGAGCGCAUUAUGCGAGGAGAGGAAGUGGAUAAGCCUGUUUUACAAAUUUUAGGUACAAAGAAAAUUACAGGCGGCGAAACAGAUCGUUUGCGUCUACUUAUUUCAGAUGGAAAAUUUAUCAACAGUUAUUCAAUGUUAGCAACUCAACUCAAUCAUUUGCACGAAGAAGGUAAGCUCUCGGAAUACACAAUAGUGCGAGUGGACAAAUAUAUAACAUCUGUGGUCAAUGGCAAGGAUGCUGGAAAGCGUGUACUUAUAAUACUCGAAUUGAGUGUUUUAAAUCCGGGUACUGAAGUUGGUAAAAAGAUCGGUACUCCAGUUUCAUACACCGAAGAAGCCGCUGCACAAAGUAAUAAAGGCAGUUCGGCCAAUAAUAGUGCUGCUAUCAAACCCACGUCGACAAAUAAUGCAAAGAAAAACGAACCCAAACCAUCACUCUACAAUAAUAAUAAUAACACUACUUUGAAUCAAUCAUUAACAGCAGGGCUUACUCAUCCUAUCUCCAGUUUGAGUCCCUACCAAAAUAAAUGGGUAAUCAAAGCCCGUGUUACAGCAAAGGGUCCAAUGCGAACAUGGAGCAAUGCAAAGGGUGAAGGUAAACUUUUUAGUAUGGAUUUAAUGGAUGAAUCUGGAGAGAUACGCGCAACCGCAUUUCGCGAACAAGCGGAGAAAUUUUAUGAUAUCAUUGAAGUUGAUCGUGUUUACUAUAUAUCGAAAUGUCAGCUGAAACCAGCGAAUAAACAAUUCACCACACUGAAAAAUGAUUAUGAAAUGACUCUAACGGGCGAAACUCAAAUCCAAGCAUGCGAGGAAGACGAUAAUGAUAUACCAGAAAUUAAAUACGAUUUGGUUCCCAUAUCGGAAUUGGCGAACCUAGAAGCACGUACAAGUGUCGAUACAAUUGGUAUUUGCAAAGAAGUUGGCGAACUACAAACAUUCACCUCACGCACUACCAAUAAGGAAUUCAAAAAGCGCGAACUGACACUUGUUGACUCCAGCAAUGCUGCUGUGAAUUUAACACUAUGGGGUGAUGAUGCCGUUAACUUCGAUGGGCACGUACAACCAGUGAUUUUAGUUAAAGGUGCACGUGUAACUGAAUUUAAUGGUGGUAAAAGUAUAAGCAUGGGCAAUGGCUCUGUUAUGAAAAUAAAUCCAGAUAUCCCGGAAGGGCAUAAACUGCGUGGUUGGUUCGAUAAUGGCGGUGGUGAACAUAUUUCCAAUAUGAUUUCCACCAGAACCGGUGGUGCUGGAGGUGGCUUUAGCACCGAGUGGUUAACAUUCCACGAGGCCCGCAGCAGAAACCUGGGCGCUGGCGACAAGCCCGACUAUUUCCAAUGCAAAGCCGUUGUCCAUAUAGUUAAAUGUCAGAAUGCUUUCUACAAGGCUUGUCCACAAGCGGAUUGCAAUAAAAAGGUUAUCGACGAGAACAAUGGUCAUUAUCGUUGCGAGCGUUGCAAUGCAGUUUUCCCCAACUUCAAAUACAGGCUAUUAAUUAAUAUGAGUAUUGGCGAUUGGACAUCAAAUCGUUGGGUCACUUGCUUCAGCGAAGUGGGUGAACAGUUAAUGAAGCGUUCGGCACAAGAAAUUGGUGAUCUACUCGAAAACAAUCCACCGGAAGGUGAAGAAGUGCUCUCCUCAAUCAAUUUCAAUUCGUACAUAUUUAAAUUGCGCAGCAAAAUGGAACAGUUUGGUGAUAUGCAACGUAACAAGCUGACAGUACAAUCUGUCGUGCCUCUGGAUUACAAGGAGUACAAUAAAUAUUUGAUAAACAACCUUAAAGAGUUAACAGGCAUUCACAAAAAUUAAAUCAACUUGAAAUUGUUUACGUGAAUAUUAUUUAUGUUUAUUUCUAUCUGUUCGUGUUACAUAUAAUACAUACAUAUUUUAUUUAAUAUUCUUAAAUCAGUUUUUCAAAACGAAAAUAAAUGUAAGGUAAAUGGA
Molecule: messenger RNA, 2135 nt
Organism: Zeugodacus cucurbitae (melon fly)
Lineage: Eukaryota; Metazoa; Arthropoda; Insecta; Diptera; Tephritidae
Product: replication protein A 70 kDa DNA-binding subunit
Exons: 9
Coding region: 159-2000 (613 amino acids)
Biological process (GO): DNA recombination; DNA repair; DNA replication
Cellular component (GO): nucleus
Molecular function (GO): DNA binding
Source: RefSeq, a predicted model, not a curated record